CGGUGGCAGCAGCAGCUAUCGACCAACCUUCGGCGUGCGCGGUUGUUGUGGCGGUUGUGCGUACGUUUUUUUUCCAAAAUAACAUUCGUAGUCGGUACUCGUUGCGCUUACUCGUUCGGUGUAUAGUGUUAAUUUUACGCGAGUGAUUAAAUCGAAACGGAUUAGCUUGUGUCGUCGUUCAAACGUAAUAUUCUUAUACAGUGUGCGAGAGUUUGUUAUUUUCAGGAAAGACAUUUCCUAACUUGAGAUUCGUAAUUCGUUUCGAAUGGCUUCGCAAAGUCAAGUGGUGUCCGAGUUCGCGGGAUUUUCGUCGGUUUUCGUCGUUAUUGUUGGGUCACAGUGCGCGUAAUAAACGAUGACUGUAGGGCCCAUGACACGGAACGGUGAAUGUAAGAAGUUCUCGCCCAACAUAUUCAACAAGUCAAAAUGUACCAAUUGCUUCAGGCAGAAGGAGGAACACAGUGCCGAAGCUUUGGAGAGCAAUCGAGCUACCAGGAAGGCUGUGAAAUGCGGAUAUUUAUUCGUUGCGCCUGGGCGAGACUUCACCAACCCUAUCAAUCGAACAAAAAGAUGGCAGAGAAGGUGGUUCGUGCUAUUCGACGACGGAGAACUGAUUUAUUCGCUGGACGAACACCCGGACACCGUACCACAAGCCAGACUGGACAUGUUUACAGCCAUCGCUGUAGAAGAAGCUGACGAAGCGACUGGAAAUCCACACAGUUUAGCCAUUACAUCCUCCGACCGGAGUAUUCACUUUGUCAGAGGAGCAUGCAGAGAAGAAGCCAAGGGUUGGAAGGACGUACUUACCUCAUACAUGCGUCAUACUACUCAGAUAACUCCAACGACCAAUGGCAGCAUACCAAAGCACAAGCGGAACUCGACAUUCCCAGGUCCGAACACUACAUCCGGUGCUCUGAAUGGACCAGUAGUAGUCAGAGCCACUACCAUUUCUACGAGUACAAAUUUGGCUAGUCAUCAGCAGCAAACGACGGGAUGGGUGACUUCAACAACAAGUUUACCCGAUCGAGACCAAAGACCGCGUUCAUCUACAGCUCCCGUUAUUGUGGCCACGGUCCCUACAAACAAAACUGACCGAAAAAUUUAUUCAAAUUCACCGCCUACUCGGGAAAAAAUUCGCACCGAUGAUAAUGUACGACUUAGGUCCUCUGAGCAACAUCGGUCAAAUUCUAGUUUGUCCCAAACAUCUUCUUCUGGGUGGGAUCAAACAGAUUCAACAGAUUGCGUUACCAGAAGAUUGUUGAUCGAGGAUUACCAAAGUGAAUGUAAGCUAAAAGAAAUCGCUGAUUCGAUCACUAGGUUACAUCCUCGUAAUAUAAGUAAUGGGAUAUUAUCCAAACCUAGAAACAUGGAGCCCACUAGGGAUUCAGAUAUUACCAAUCAAAAACAGGUACGUGGAGAUCCGGAUGGCUGUGGGUUGGAUUUGUCUUUACGGUAUUCACCUAGUUCAGAACUGAGAGUUGAUUUACCGACUGAGGAUUUAUUGAAUAUCAAGAAAGGCUGGCUUAUGAAACAAGGAAGCACAUCAGAUGAAUGGAACAAACAUUGGUUUGUAUUGAGGGGUUCUGCGUUAUUAUUUUAUCGUGACCCGACGGCUGAAGAUCAAGGUAUAUUAGAUGGUGUAGUCGAUUUAAGUUGCGUAACUACCGUUAGUGAAGUACAAGUCAACAGGAAUUACGGGUUUCAAACAAUCUCUUGGGAUGAUAAAAAAGUUAUAUUAUCAGCAAUAACUUCUGGAAUACGAACUAAUUGGGUAUCGGCCAUACGAAGAUCCGCUGGUCUUACUGACGAAAAUAUCAUGACCAAACCUUCUUUGGAUGGUACAUUGUCUUCUUCGAGGUCGAUUAUUUUUUCUUCAGAUGAUGAAUAUAGAACAGCAUCUGAAUGUGGAAGACGUGAAAGUAGUGAUUGGGGUGAUACAUUACCACCUUCACCUCCUCUUAACCGGACUCCUAUAUCAAAAGUUAAAGAAAGAGCGAGAGGUGGACCUAGGAGUAGAAUAUUUACAGGAGGAUCCCUAGCAGCUAAACGUUCAAAAUCUUCUCCUCCUGUGUCUCCAAGAAGCAUUUCUGAAAGUUCAAAGUCUGAUGAACUUUUACUAUCGUCGUGCGCAGAAUCUGAUGAUACUAAAAGUGAUCGAAGUUCAUUAGUGGGCCGAGUAGGGAAACAAACAGAUGAACUGGAUGAUGUUAAAAAACAAUUAACUAGUGUGCUGUGUCAGUUGAGUAAUGCUGAGCAAGAAUUAAUAAGACUGCGACAACGCAAGCAUGAUGUGUUAGCGUUACAAAAGCAAGUAGAAGCAAUGGGAACGUCAUUAAAAAUGGCCGAAGAAAUGAUAAAACAAAAAUCAGAACAAUUGAUAGAAUUUGAAUCAAUAAAAAAAAUUUACAGAGAUGAAAAGAAAAACUGGGAAACUGCCCUGUGUUCAGUGCAAAAUGAGUCGGAAAAACACCUUGAGGAAUUGGAAAGAACUAGAGAACAGGUCUCUAGGCUUAGAGGCACCCUUACAGAUGUAUCCGAUCGAUUAGCUAGAGGAAUCGAAGAAAAUGAAUCCCUUUACAGGAGAGUUCGUGAAUUAGAAGGUCGAUCAGUGCCAAUAAAUGUAUCUAUCCGGGAUAGUAGAGCUAGGAGUUUAGAUUCACUUAGUGAUUUAACCAAUAUAGAUUUAGACUUGGAUACUGAGAACAUGGAUAAAGAGAGGAUUAUUGACGAAUAUGAAGAUCUACGCUGUAGAUUCGAAAAAGCUGUUCAAGAAAUAAGAGCAAUGAAGCGUGAACUUAGAGAAUCAAACAUUCAAACUGAUUGUUUGGAAUUAGAGUUGAUUAAUGCCAGACAAGAUUUACAAAUUAGACAACAAACGUACGAGGCUCAAGCUUCUAUGAUGGCAGCUAGAAUUCAAGAUCUAACUACCAAACUUACUGCAGCUGAUAAACAGAUUCGUUUGUUAAAACAAAAACUUACCAAGUCGGAAGGGCGAGAUAAACGUCGUUCAUUGUCGCUCAAAGGACGUGAAUCGUUUACUAUAUGUAAAGAGUUAGAAGAGAAAUUAGUGGAUUUAGAAAAGAAAAUCGGUAAACUCGACGCAACUAAUGGUAAUGUAAUAGAAAAAUCUGAUUCCAAGGAUACGGGAUGUCGAGCUAGUACAGUUGCGUCUAGGCUCCGUCGAAAAUCGUUGGAUAGCGCUACGAGUAGUGAACCGAUGAAAGUGCUUAUUAGAAUGACUUCUUUAGAAAAUAGAGUCACCGAUAUGCAAAAAGCUAAUUCAGAUACUAUGAAUAUCAUCGUAGAAGAUGGUGUUGAUACCAAAGAAGUUGAAAUCUGCAAAAUCGAGUCCGCCUGGCGUACUAAAAUGAGCGAAAUUGCAUCCAAAAGAAGAAAACUUCAAGACGAAGGUUGUUUAGACGAUGAAGCUAAAACAACAUUAUUAGCUGAAAAAGUUGCCACUGAAUCAGUUUUUUUAAAUAAAUUAAGACAGUUAAUUAAAAAUGACAUUGCAGUAGAAACAACAAACCGAAUUAAAAACCGACUCGACUCUAAUAUCGAUUUAUUUGCGGAGGUAGAUAAAAUAGUUGGAAUAAAAAAUAACACAGAAAAAAGAGUAAAAGAAUUUAUGGACAACCGUAUGAGUGUUAUACAAAAAUACAAAUGGGAUGCUGACGAAGUGAAAACUAUUGCUUAUGACUUUGAGAACAUCGUUACGGACACUGAAAUGCACAUGGCAUUAGACUACUAUUUCAAAACUCAAGAUCUAUCUGACAAGAGUAGCGUCAUGCUGAUCCAAUGUGUAAUGAAUAGAGGGAAAUUAGAAACUUGGUUGAAUGAAGUUCGAAAUUCGAUUGAAAUAAAAAUUGACGAACUCUUGCAGACUUUACCAAUGAAGUCAAAACGUACUGAGGAUAAAAGUUGUUUAGAGGAGUAUUUCGAAGUGGCAGUACUCCAUUGUAUGCUCGAAUCCGGUUUGAAUCUAGUUGAGAAGACUCCAAAAUGUAAGACAGACAUGGAUGAAAGCGAGGCUUUAUCUGAGUGCCAAUACCUAGCAGCUAAAAUGUGCCAGUGUUUGCCUCCACUAGACGAUAAACGUAUGUUGCACGAUAGUCUGGGAGGAGUUGAAACCGAAGUGAUGGCUUUACGGUCAUGCAUGGAAGAGAUAAUUGAUAAGCGGCAUUUGAAUGGACCUGUGUCUGAUCCACAGCCUUUACGCAAUGAAAAUAAGACUACAUCUUGGAUAGAGGACGUGUGUAACAAGUGUCACGACUUACGCAUGCAAAUAGCCUCACUGCAAAUGUAUCUAGCUCAGUGCCAGGAAUGCCAGAGAUGUGUUUAUCUACAAGAAAAAAUCAAGGGAUACGAACAGGAACGCGAUGUCGAAUUGGAAGCUGUUAAUAAGCGACACCAGUUAGAUGUGGCUGAAUUAAAGAGUCGCUUGGAGGAAGAAAAACAAAAAUUGUCGGCCGUAAACGACCAGGAACAAAAUGUACUUAAGGACCGAGUGAAAAAAUUAGAAAAACGCUUGAGUGCAUUGGACUCAGAAUACAGUCAACAAAUGGAUAAUUUAAGGUUAUCCUAUCAAAUUUCGUUGGCUUCAAAUGAUUCGUCUAACAGUGUUAUGACAGAAGAAUCAACCAAGUUGAGGUAUCAAACGGAAAUCGAACAUUUAAGGGCAUUAUGUGAAAAAGGUCUGCUAGCAAUGGAGAACUCACAUAGACGUAUUAUCGUUGAACUAGAGGAAAAACACCGCCAAGAAACCGAAUCGUUAAAACUAGAAAAAGAACAGGCGCUUGCUGAAGAAACACAUGCGACUUUGGCCGCAUUGGAUGCAAUGAGAAAAGCACACGAGGCUGAAGUGCAAAAAGAAGUAACCAAAUUCAAGACUGAAUUUUUGAAAAAGAUCCAAUCCAAUCACGACAUCGGUGCUCUCCACAAAGAACACGAAGCCGAAAUGGAAGAGAUCAAAAAAGAAAUUCUCUCGUUGUCCGAAAAAUACUCAAUCAAGUGCGUCGAAUCAGCUAACUUAGAAGAAGAACUGAAAACGGCAAAUUCUCAACUGGCGCAAGCUCAGCAGCAGAUCAUACAAUUGGAUUCCAGGAAUAAGCAACUCCGUGCUCACUUGGUGUCCGAAGCCAACGAUAACGUAUCGUCAGACUUUGAAAUCACGACGGACGCCGAAUUAGGUCGAUUAAAACAAGACAUACUCCAUGGCGAAUCGCUUGACAGCAUUUUGAACAGUUUUGAACAGUACGACGCGACUGUGAGGCGGGUCGACCGGCCCGUCGUAGUGGCGCUGGUAAAUAAGUUGCGGACCGUCACGGCCUGCAGGAGCCGCACUCGAGAGUCCACUGUCAACGGGUCACUCGUUACACCAGAAGCGAGUAACGUGACUCCUUGUCACGCGGAACCCUCGGCUCUAAACCCACCAGCAGAGCCGAAGAGGUCUCCGAAGAAACUGUGCAGGGCUAACAGCAUUUUGCUGAGGUCGCCGGCCAUGUGCGGCGUGGUGGCCGACCGGAAGAUGUUCGAACGGCGGUAAAACUAGGCGCCCGUCCGCCGGAAGUCGUCGUGCAUCCAUAUCCGUAUCCCGUGCACGGUCGUCCACGACGUAUCACGCGUAUAUAUAGUUAUUGUUUGUUACGAUAUAUAAUAUAUUAUACGAUUGAUACCGUAAUAAUAAUAAUAAUAUUAUAUUAUAUGUACCUGCACGCGCACGCGCAAUACCAGUACCUUUUAUAAUGUAUGUAUAUUUUGACAUGUACGCUAGUAUUAUGCGUGUGUAUGUGUGUGAUUCAUAUUGAAUCGUUUUUGUUCUUUAUCGUUAUAUAAUGUUAUUUCAUAUGUAUAUUUAUAUAAUAUAUAAACCUAUUAUAUAUUAUUAUGUUUAUAUUUUAAUUAAAAGGUUUUUUUUUUCUUCCCCCUUUUAUACGUUUGGAAAAACGCAUGUGUUCAGCCCUUAUUAGUUUUGUAUACCAAUAAUCAUAAUACAGUUGUGCAUAACAAUACGAUAUUUUAUUAUUAUUGAAGUACACCGUAGGUAGGUAAUCGUAUUAUUAAUUAUUAAAAUAUUUUUAGUCGUGCGUUGUGCGUAUCGUACUUUUACUCAAACGAGUCAAACGUAUUGUGUGUAUUAUAUUAUAUUGUGUGUGGCAACGAUGAAACCGAAGGCGUUAAACAUUUUGAAUAUAUAAUUAUUAUACAGUAUUUGUUUUUUUUUUCACAAGUUUAUUAUGUAUGAUAAUACGAAAUUAAAAAAUGUUCGUCGUCGCGUGUUUUAUCUUAUUUUUAUUAUUGCAUUAUAUGUAUUUUUUUUUUUUUUUUGAUAUUAGAUAGUGUUUUUUUUUUUUGUUGAAUAGUGUUACAAAACUAACCAAAUAUGUUGUGUGCGUAACACACUUACCCCACUCCCCACCUGUAAGCCCGUUCAAGUCGUGAAAUUGUUUAGCAAAACAAAUCAUAAUAUAUUAUGUACAAAUUUUUUUUCGUUUGACACUUAUGACUUUAUGAGUUAAUUUUUUACCGUUCUAUUGUACCGUUAAAUCUCCCCUCUUAUUAUUAUUAUUUUUUUUUUUAGUUUAAGUUUUUUUUUGUUGUUAUGUGAAGCUCAAUCUAACAAAUAAAUCAUUUUUGCGGUUUGUUUAA
Messenger RNA from Aphis gossypii (cotton aphid), 6648 nucleotides. RefSeq names its product protein outspread (gene osp). Gene Ontology annotation, cellular component: actin cytoskeleton. Gene Ontology annotation, biological process: actin filament organization. The record is from RefSeq and is a predicted model, not a curated record. Gene Ontology annotation, molecular function: actin filament binding. Lineage: Eukaryota; Metazoa; Arthropoda; Insecta; Hemiptera; Aphididae.